Messenger RNA from Monosiga brevicollis MX1, 1947 nucleotides. RefSeq lists its product as uncharacterized. The record is from RefSeq and is a predicted model, not a curated record. The annotation marks the transcript as partial. Gene Ontology annotation, molecular function: metal ion binding; ATP-dependent chromatin remodeler activity; ATP binding. Lineage: Eukaryota; Choanoflagellata; Craspedida; Salpingoecidae. The transcript is spliced from 14 exons.
AGCCGCGAAACGGCGGCGGAACGACUUCGUCGCCUGCACCCAGAGAUUGAAGAUGUAUGGUCGACGCUCAAGCCCAGUAUGGACCUGAGCCAGCUCAAGCGCAUUCGGUCGCCACCCAAGCUUGCCGUUACCCUACUCCCCUUCCAGAUUGAGGGUGUGUCUUGGAUGAUUCAGCAGGAAGAGUCGGAAUUCCAAGGAGGAGUGCUGGCCGAUGAGAUGGGUUUGGGAAAGACAGUCCAAACCAUCGCACUCAUCCUAUCUCGACCGUCAACCAAGCCCAAUCGCCCGACCAUGGUGAUCUGUCCCACCGUGGCGCUGAUGCAGUGGCGCAACGAAGUGCGCAGCAAGACGGUUGAAGGGGCACUGUCAUGCUUUGUCUACCACGGCGACAAUCGCAUUCGUGAUCUGGAGCAGUUGUCCUCUUUCGAUAUUAUCCUCACCACGUAUGCGACUGUUGAGUCAGGAUUUCGACGCAUGAAAUCAGGCUUUCAGCGCAAGGGUCAAAAGAUGUAUGAAGACUCAGUUCUACACGCGCUGCACCUUCACCGUUUGGUGCUGGACGAAGCACAUUACAUCAAGGACCGCUUCAGCAACACGGCCCGAGCCGUCUGGGACCUUAAAGCCGACUACAAGUGGAGUCUGUCCGGCACACCGCUACAGAAUCGUGUCGGCGAGCUCUACAGCCUGGUCAAGCUUCUCCGGGCCGAUCCCUACUCACACUACUUUUGCCGCCAGUGCCCUUGCAAAAGCCUCAAGUGGAGCUUUGAGAGACGCCAGUGCACCGAGUGCGGCCAUCGCAGCAUGAGUCAUUUUUGCUGGUGGAAUCGCGAAAUUUUGCGGCCCAUCCAAAAGCACGGCCCUCAUGGCGAAGGCAAGCUUGCCUUUGACCGCCUGCGCAAGCUGCUCAGUGCCAUGAUGCUGCGCCGUACCAAGCACGAGCGUGGCAACGAGCUGGGUCUGCCCCCUCGCAUCGUGCACACGCGCCGUGAUCUUUUCAGCCACGAGGAAGAAGACUUUUACGAGGCUCUGUACUCGCAAUCCAAGACCCGAUUUCAGAAUUUCGUGCAAGAAGGCACGGUUCUCAACAACUAUGCCCACAUUUUUGAGCUGCUCAUGCGUAUGCGGCAGUCAGUCAAUCACCCCUGGCUCGUGACCCAUCGCUCCGACAGCAAAAAGGAUAAGGACACGUGUGGCAUUUGCUACGAAAUGGCUGAGGAUCCCAUUGCCUCGGAAUGCAAGCACGUGUUUUGCCGCGAAGAAAUGAGCAUGUACUUGGCCUCGGUCCCUGAGGGACAGCCGCCUGCGUGUCCAGUGUGCUUUCGCACCCUCAGCAUUGACUUGACACAACCUGCGGUGGAACGUUCGGAGGACGUGAAGAAGAAGCGAUCGAAAACCAACAUCGUUCGACGCUUGGAUAUCGAGGCUUGGCAAAGCAGCACCAAGAUUGAGGCCAUCUUGGAGGAACUUCGUAGUGGACAGUCUGCGUCGUCCAGCAUCAAGACCAUUGUGUUUUCGCAGUUCACCACGUUCUUGGAUCUCUUGGAGUGGCGACUGCAGCGCGCUGGCAUCCGUUGUGUCAAGCUGGAUGGGCGCAUGAGCCCGCAGCACCGCGCCGACGUUAUCGAGGCAUUUAACACGCAACCGCACUUGACCGCCUUUCUGAUUUCGCUCAAGGCGGGUGGCUUGGCUCUCAACUUGGUCAGCGCCUCUCGCUGCAUUAUCUGCGACCCUUGGUGGAAUCCGGCCACUGAGUCCCAAGCCAUGGAUCGGAUUCAUCGCCUGGGCCAAAAUCGGCCUGUGGAAGUCAUUCGCCUGAUUGUGGAGAAUUCGAUUGAGAGUCGCAUCGAUCAGUUGCAAGAAAAGAAGCGUCUCUUAUUUGAAAGUACUGUGGGCAAAGACUCCUCUGCCUUGGGGCGUUUGACCGAGGAGGAUUUGCGUUUCUUGUUU